Plasmodium knowlesi strain H is the source of this 681-nucleotide messenger RNA. Its product is annotated as SICAvar, type I (fragment). The annotation marks the transcript as partial. NCBI's taxonomy places the organism in Eukaryota, Apicomplexa, Aconoidasida, Haemosporida, Plasmodiidae. The transcript has a single exon. The record is from RefSeq and is a predicted model, not a curated record.
AGCACAUUUUGGAAGAGUGGCGGCGAAGUCGCCACAUUAUGGGAAGAACUAUCCAAGGCAAUGAAGACAAAUGGGGGUACAGACACUAAUGGAAAUCCAUGUGGGACAAUGGAUGAUGGCACCACUGGCACUGGUGGCAGUAGACAGGCUACUGACCCAGAAAGGAAGGCAUGCAAUUAUUUGCAUGCCGGAUUAACUAAACUGUACAAUCCGACGUCUUCGACGACGACGUCGUCGUCGUCGUCAGGACCCCUCAGCUUGAAUGACAAGAACCCACUGUUGAGACAAACAGUGGGUUGUUUAUUACUUCAUUCUUAUGCAAAGAAAAUGAAAAGCGAAGCUAAAUGUUUAGUGGAAUCAGGUAUAAGUAAGGCUUUUAAGGAUGCAGGUAGUUGCAAUGGUUCCAGUGGCAAGGAACCUUGUGUUCCUUGCCAAUGGAAAGAAGACAUCUUUACCACUUGCUCAAUUACAACUACUGGCACCGGAACGGAGACUGCAGAUGAGAAGUUAAAAGGAGUACAACCCCAAAUUAACGAAACCUCAUCUACCACCACCAAGGAGAACAUAAACCUAACCCCAUCUUUAUGUGACCAACUCCAAUGUGCUGUACCCAAAUGGUUCGACAACCAAAACAACAAACAAGUGAGCUUUACUAGUAGUACCACUACUAACAUGACUUGG